Molecule: messenger RNA, 1583 nt
Organism: Solanum verrucosum
Lineage: Eukaryota; Viridiplantae; Streptophyta; Magnoliopsida; Solanales; Solanaceae
Product: E3 ubiquitin protein ligase DRIP2
Exons: 7
Coding region: 282-1574 (430 amino acids)
Molecular function (GO): ubiquitin-protein transferase activity
Source: RefSeq, a predicted model, not a curated record
CCCCCAACCGAAAACACCGUCGAUUUCGACUCUACAUAGCAAUAAGAGAUCAUUCAACAACUUCACUUUAACCCUCAAAAUCUAAAUCCAGACCCAAAUUUCAUCCAAAUCUCAUCAGAUUUAACACUCCCAAAUCUGCUGUCUAUCGUUUUCUGGGUUUAAUGCAGAUGAAAGUGAGUGAUGAAUGAACGUAAAACUCCAUGUGUGUAUGUAGCUGUUUCUAGCAUGCACCGCUUCACUACGUGUUAUUGAGCUGAUAAUAGAGAGGUGGAUAAUAUAUUAUGACGAAUCAAUUGGUGAAGGUGAAGAGGGAUGUGAUUGCGGCAUGCAUGACAUGCCCUCUUUGUCAUAAGCUCUUCAGAGAUGCAACUACCAUUUCCGAAUGUCUUCAUACGUUUUGCAGGAAAUGCAUCUACAAGAAGCUGUCCAAUGAAGAAACUGAACACUGUCCAAUUUGCAAUAUUGACUUAGGCUGUGUUCCUUUAGAGAAACUGAGGCCAGAUCAUAAUCUGCAAGAUGUGAGAGCAAAGGUAUUCCCAUAUAAGAGGCGAAAGGUGAAUGCACCUGAAAUUGUGACUUCAGUAGCAUUGCCAGUGAGGAGAAAGGAGAGAUCACUCUCGUCUCUUGUGGUCAGCACUCCAAGAGUAUCUUCACAAACUGGAAUAACAGGAAGAAGAACAAAAUCGGUGGCAAGAAAAACAUUACGGGGUUCCAACUUUUCAAUUGAGAAAUCUCUCAAGAAAGAAGAAGGUUCUGGAGAAGAUCAGCUGGAUAGCUCUAGCUCACUUGAGACUUUGAACAAGUUCACUCAGAACAUAAGGCUGAAUUCUUCCAGUGCUGAGCCUUCUAACCACCCUACACCUGAUAAAGAAACUGAAAAUGGCAGUCAACAGUGGGAAGGCAAAGUUGAUUUGUGGAAACCUUUAAAUUGUUUGGUGGAAGCAGCAAACAGGAGCAAAUCUUCGAGGUUUACCUCACAUGGUUCUACUGCUAAGUCAGAAGGUCUGCAUUCCCAUGACCGUGAGGGUCAUGUCCGUAAAACUAAAGUCAAAGAACAUGGACAGAAAUUGAAGAUCAAGGAUGACAAUAAUAGUGAUCCUGCACCUCCAGAAUUUGACAAACCUAAAAAGUCGCGUAGAAUUCGCCAAAAGAAGGCAUCAUUUUAUGGAGAGUUUGAUAUUUCACCGCAAACUGUACUGGAUGCAACCACUGCCAGAUGUGAAAGGAGAAUCUAUCCAAUAUGGUUUUCAUUGGUGGCCUCGGAAGACCAGGAGGGAGAUGCACCCUUGCCACAGAUUUCUGCAAGUUACUUGAGAAUAAAGGAUGGUAAUAUUCCAGUUUCUUUCAUCCAAAAAUACCUGAUGCGGAAGUUGGAUCUUAAGAGCGAAGAUGAGGUUGAGAUUAGAUGUAUGGGACAAGCAAUCGCCCCCAGUUUGCCACUGAACAGUUUGGGUGAUAUGUGGCUUCAAACUACCCCAUCCGAAAGAAUACCAGCAAUUAUUGGUUCAUCGGCAAAGGAUUUUGUUAUGGCGCUAGCUUAUGCUCGAAAGAUCCCGGGCGUUCCAGCUUCUUAAGUUAUUAUC